UCAAAACAAACAAACACAUUGGGAGUGUGUGGGAUUGUGUUAUUAAAUAUGUGGGUUGUUGAUAUGAUGUUGCGGGUUGUGCUCUCGGUUGUGUUGUGGGUUGUGUUGUCCAUUGUUAUACCAUUAAUGUUUGGCUUUGUUGUUAUGAUGUUGCUGGUUAUGUCCUUGGUUAUUUUUAUCUUGUCGUGGGUUGUUCUUAUCAUGUUGAGGGUUGUUCGUAUGAUCGAUAAGGAUAAAUUCUGGAAGCGACAAGAAGACAUAGCAGAGUGCCUGGUCGUUUGUAUAGCAAUUGUCUUUGAAGAUAUAAUGCCGGCCGUUGUUCUUAAGAUGUUGCGGAUCAUAUCGCGGAUGUUGCGGGAUCAGAUGACGAAGAAAAUGGCGAGAGUGAGGGAUGAUCUCACGAAGUUACAAGAAAGGCUAGAAAAGGCCUACCGCAAGUUGGAGUAUGCUGAUGAGGAGAUGAUGAUUGUCCCGUAUGGCACCACCAACACCUUGUUUCAUAAUUUGAGAGCUGUUUCGAAUGACUUGCAAGACAUCAUUGAUGAAUUAUUUAAGCUUGAGGAUACAUUGGAGACAAUGGUGACAAGGAAAUCCGAGGUACACUGGUAUUCUCCUUUCAUUUAUGUAUACCAGCACCUGAUAUAUUUUCCCUGGCAAAUUAAGAGACAAAAUAAAACUCUUAAAAUCAUUAACUCUAGAUUGGAAGAUAUUCUCAAACAAGAGUUAAACGACAGUUUGACUUUAUUUAAUCUUAAUACCACUGUAGAACAUGAUAUUGAUCUAGUUGGUGAAAUAGAGCAUGAUACCGAAAACCUAGUGAAGAAGUUAAUGAUCACCCGUAGUUCUCCGGGAGUUCAUGUUUAUGGGAUUGUCGGGGAGAGAGGCAUUGGCAAAACAACUCUAGCUACAAAAAUCUUCAACCACCAAACAAUUAAAGAUAAAUUCCAGUCGCCACCACCGAUAUGGGUAGAUGUUCACAUGAAUUCUACUUUUCAUACAAUAAUGAAUUCCAUAAAUAAAUUUGGUGGUGAUUUAAUUCAAGAUAAGGAAAUUUUGGUGGUUCUCAAUGAUGUUAAUGAUUCAAAAGUACUAAAAGACAUGAUUGACUAUAUGCAUUUAAUCACUAACGCCAAUGUUUUAGUCACAACUAGGUAUGAAAGUGUCAUAACUCAUGAGGGCAUUUAUAAACAUAAGUUACCAUUAUUCUCCGAGGAGGAUGGUUGGGCCUUGAUUUGUAAAUUAUUAUUUAAUGAUGGUGAAAAGGGGAACAUGCAACACUUUGAACAAAUAGGUAAAAAGAUGGUGAACAAGUGUCAUGGCCUUCCACUUUCAAUCAAAACCAUUGCUAGAAUCCUAAAUACUAAAGAGAAAAAUCUUAGUGAGUGGGAGAAGGUCCUAGAAAAUAUUAUUGUUUUACUAGAACCCUCAAAUAUAACACUACCUAAGCCAGUUUAUUUGCUCCCUUAUGAGAACUUGUCGCCGUAUAUCAAGCAAUGUGUCAUCUUCUGUGCAUUCUUCCCCGAGGAUUAUAUCUUCGACAAGAACAUUUUGAUCCAACAAUGGGUUAUUUCCGGGCUGGUGGAAAAGAAGGAAAAGACACAGCAGCUUUUGGAAGAUGUAGCAAAUGAUUACUACAUGGAACUAGUUGAAAGCAAUAUUUUACAACCAGCUGCUGCAGAAUGCUUUUAUUAUGAUGAUAAAACCAUGUGCCAAAUGCAUGGUAGUAUGAGCUCGUUUGGUCAACCUUUGGUUCAAAAUUAUGGUUAUUUUCAAGGUGAUGUUAAAGCAUUAGAAGAAGCCACAACUUUCCCCUCGUCAUCUUCCGUACCAAAGCUACAUCAUUUGGUAAUCACAAAUCAUGCACCAUUGAAUGUCUUUCCAAAUAUUGUGAAAAAACAGACAUCAGUGAGAACGCUCGUCUUCACAAGCAAGCUUGAAAUAACCAAGCUACCCAAAGAUCUCUUCCAAAAGCUCAAGCUCUUGCGGAUUUUGGAUAUAAGCGGCUCUGAUUGUAAAGUUCUACCAAAAUCUCUAUUCAAGCUCCUGCACCUGCGUCACCUAAAUCUGUCAUGUUUACCCAUCAAGACACUUCCAGAUGCCAUAGGGGAUCUCAUCAAUCUACAACACUUAAUCCUCAGAUACUGUGGAAGUCUACUAUAUCUCCCUGAGAGCAUUCUAAAAUUGCAUAAGCUCAGGAGCAUUGACGUUCACCAAACAUCACUCACGUACAUGCCAUUUUGGAUACAUCAACUACCUCAAUUGACUAGUCUCGUUGGAUUCGUGGCAAGUGAAUUUUCAAGUUACGAAAGAUUAGCAGAAAUUAGCGAACUGAAGAAGCUCCAAACCCUCCACAUUGUGAAUUUGGAGGUUGUCAAUGAUCUUCCUCGCAAGGUACUCCAAGAACAUAUUAAUCUCACUAAUCUCACUAAUCUCACACUUUCUUGUCGAGGAGAGGGUCAACCAUAUGAAGAAGAUGAGAAGGAGAAAAUGCAAGAGUGCUUUGAGGCUCUCGACCCUUCGUCCACAUUAAUCGAACAUAUCAAGAUCAAUGGUUACUUCGGCCUAAGAUUCCAUCGAUGGAUCAUGGAUUUACCUUUUCUUAAAUUGAAAAGGCUUGACUUGCUCAAGUGUAAAUAUUGCACCGAACUUCCAGCAUUGUACCACUUUCCUUUGUUGGAACACCUUCGUGUUGAAGAUGCAUGGUCCAUAAAGCACAUUGAUUUAGACGUUGGACCCUGGAGCAAUGUUCCUAGCUUAAAGUCAUUAAUACUGAAAGACAUGCCAGAGUGGGAAGAGUGGACAUGGGAGCCAUAUCAAUCUCAUUUGUUGAAGCCUGUCCUCGAAUUAUUGGAGAUCAUCAACUGUCCAAAGCUCAAGUCCCUUCCUCAAGGUCUUGCUUGCCAUGCAAAAAAUUUGGUCACUCUCACAAUCUACAAAGCACAUAGCCUUGAAAAAGUUGAAGUAUUCGCAUCACUAAAAACCGCCACAUUUUUCAGCAACCACAAUCUCUUCAUUAUUUCUGAGUUCCCAACAACUUGCAAUUUCGAGAUUGAUGAUUGUCCUAAGUUGGAUGUUGCAUUGCUUCCACAAACAUCCCUACAGAGGCAUACAUAUACAUCCCUUUAAGAUGGUUCAUCUUCUAAAUGCAAAAGGAUUCUGAAUCUAGUUAAUGCAAAACUCCACCAUCGGUGCUCCAAGUAUCUCCUAUUGGCAUUGGUAUAUAUCUAGCUGUCUACAGACUUAUUACCACCUCUAUGCUUUCUCUGUGAAUCACUGUAAGAGGAU
Dioscorea cayenensis subsp. rotundata (Guinea yam) is the source of this 3285-nucleotide messenger RNA. RefSeq names its product putative disease resistance RPP13-like protein 1. Lineage: Eukaryota; Viridiplantae; Streptophyta; Magnoliopsida; Dioscoreales; Dioscoreaceae. The coding region runs from base 49 to 3126 and encodes 1025 amino acids. The transcript is spliced from 3 exons. The record is from RefSeq and is a predicted model, not a curated record. Gene Ontology annotation, molecular function: ADP binding. Gene Ontology annotation, biological process: defense response to other organism.